Amoebophrya sp. A120 is the source of this 4412-nucleotide messenger RNA. The record is from the annotation of a GenBank genome assembly. NCBI's taxonomy places the organism in Eukaryota, Dinophyceae, Syndiniales, Amoebophryaceae.
GUAGAACUACGAAGUCGCCUAUCUCCGUUUUCAUUUAGAGAGCUUCGGUCCACCGUCGGCACCAUUUCUGCAACUGGAUCAUCUCUGUCUAUUUACGCGUUCGACACCUUUGUUCGGUGCCGGAAAGUCGCUUUUCCAGUUGGACCACAGUACGUAUCUUUUUGGUGAUUUACUAUACCGACUGCGACAUCGACUCUUUUUCCACUCACUUAUUCCCUUUAUUCCUUCCCUACUUCGCUUUUGAUAUCACAACGUUUACGCUUUGAGAGGAGCUAUAAUGCAAGCGCUGUCCUCCUGCCGGCGCCGUUGCUGUUGCUGAUGCGAGGAGGAUGACAACGCUCUUCCGGCCCGUGCCGGUUAUCGACCAGCCCUGCCGGGGGGAUACGUUCGAAUGCCUCGCGUACGGCUGCAACUUUUUGUACGUCGGAACGUCCGCCGCGACGGUCCUGUCCUUCACGGUAGCCGCUUCGAACCGCACCGAUGAGGAGUUGCAAAACAGUGGCUGCCCGCAGCGGAGCGUGCAGCUGCUGCCCGGCUCGGGGAAGAAGGUUUCUUUUACUAACUUGCUAGACUGCUCGUGAGCAGUUGUGAUGCAGCGGCAGUCCAAGCACUACACUGCUUAGGGUGAUGCUUCUGCUUUUAUCUGUUCGUCCCCUUUCCGCCAGAACGAGUAGGUCGGCAUUGCUGUUUGCUUAAUUUGAUCAUUCUCACUUGUUUCCGAAACUGUUGAAUCUCAGAUCGAGGAGCUGGUAUGUCCGGAAGGGAGCAAUGCUCGCAUUUUCGCGGUUUGCGAUGGCGGCAUUCAUAUUCUGCCGGGCAGUUUGGCAAACGCAGGCACGGUGCUCGCCAAAAAUGCGCUUUGCUUCGCCUUGCAGACGGAUCCUGCGGUUUUCCACGCCACUACAGAGCAGUUUCGUGGAUAUGACGUGGAGCACGGACACAUCUGCGUUGGCAGCAAACGGAAGCUGCAUCUCUUCCGACCAGUUUCUCCUCCAGGACAAGGUGGCGCGGGAGGGGUAUAGUGGUUUUUUUUUCUUGACAAAAAUGUUGAAAAUCUCUACAGCGCAGUUGCCUCGCGUGAAUGUUGAUCCACUUUCUUUCACUGUACCAGUGCCGUUUUUCAACAUCUCACGUGAGAUUUCAGUAUACGCUUGCUGUAUAAUUGUGAGAUGUUUCGCAUAAUUGUGGUGCGUGCGAAUACACGACCAGGAGCUCCACCUCGACUCGGACGAUAUCGCAAACCUCAAGUACGAGCUUUACCAGGAAAUUCCCUUGGCCGCGGGCUCUUCGUCCGCCCGGAAUCAGGCCGACCCCAAGGAGCGCACCGGGCCGCAGCUCUGCCGGUGGCACAAGAGCAGCAUCAUCGUCGGGUUCAAGCGGGAGUACGUGUUGGUAAACCAGGACGACGGCACGGUACGGGACAUUUUCCAACUGGACGGCAAAAGUAUUCCGCGGGUCUUGGUGUUGCCGCACGACGAGGUCUUGUUGUUGCACCAGGACAAGGUGGGGCUCUUUUUCAACGUGCACACGGGCCAGCCCAGCACGAAACACACUGUGGAGUUCAAGGACACACUGCUGCAUUUGAACACCAAAACACCCCAGUACAUUUUGGGCACGAGCAGGACCGGGAUCGAGGUUUUUUCGGUCCGAGACCAAAGCUGCAAGCAAACCUUGCUGUACCUGCAAGAGCACGGGUUUAGCGACAACAAUUUCGGGCAAAAUCUGACCUGUGUCUCCGACGGCAAUAAGCGGCUUUUUCUCGGAGCGAGUGGUGCGUCCAAAAACCAAGUGUUUUGUCUCUCGGAAAUUCCGCUGCGAACCCAACUAGCGAAGCUGUUGGAGGAGGAGAGGAGGCAAGACGCGCUUGAUUUGCUGACGGCGCACCUGGCGGGCUCGGACACGCAUGCGGACCCCGCGAAGCGGCAUUUGGAGCUGCAGAAUUUCCAUGAAAAGGCUGGCUGGGUUUUUUUCGCAAAGUUGAAAUUCGAGCUGGCCUUUCACCACUUUGCUUUGUCCGCCGUCCCGGUGCCACACUUGCUGCGCUUCUUCGCGACAGGCUUGCUACCCGCCGAGUGGUUCACAGAGCUGGAGGCGGAGGCCUGGGAGAUUGCGCGCCGGCUGCGCAGGCGGGCCUUGAACGACGCGCCUGUGGUGUUUCUGACCGAGAGCCCCUUCUAUUACUGCGACGAGAAUGCGGAGGACGAAGAGGAGCACGCGGGCAUGCAGAAAAACGCAAACCAACCGCUCGACUUGAAACCGUUCAUCGAGCAAAAAUUGCGGGACGGUGCGCUUCGUUCGAAAGACGCAGAUGACGAAGAUAAGCUGCAACCAGUAGGACCGGGGACCACGACGGGUCCAGUACCGCCAAGCGUCGACGUUCUGAUGCAGCAAGCUCAGCAGCACAUGGCUCGAUUUCUACUCACGGUGCGCGGCGCGCAAACCUGGAUGCAGCAGUCGUUGUCCGAACGCAAGAGGGCGGACAUGGUUCUUCUGCGGCUGUCCACCGGUUCACCCGCACGGAAUCUCGUUUCCCAAGAGAACUUCAGCUGCGUGGCCGGCGACUUUCCUGAGCUGUUCUUGAAAGAGCACCGCGAUUUGUACGCGUUGCUUCUGAAGAAGGAGAACAGGCUGGAAGAGGCGCUUUCCAUCUACACGGACCUUUUCAACCGCGAGCCCAAGAACCAGGACUUUGUGCACGAGAUCCGGUCGAUUCUGAGCAAACUGCUGAUUCACCACAGCACCGCGUCCGUGGCCAACACGCAGCAGGCGCUGUUGGGUGGGUCGCUGGGGUACCUGCAGGCGAAACCGUCGCAAAUCCGGGAACUGAUUUUGUCGCAUUUGGCGAAACUCCCCCGCACCGCGGUGGCCGAUCUGUUCACCACCACCCCUCUGGCGAGCUACCAGGCGGUGGUCGCACCCUUGGAGGUGUUCCGCUUGACCUUGCUGAACACGACCACGAGCGAUCUAGCGCCAGCAGACUUGGUCGAGCAGGUCGGGAAAGAGGAGAGGAGCUUCAAGGCGCCCCGCUUGCAGCAGGCGCAGCGGUUUCUGGAGCACCUCAUCUCCCAGGAAAACGUGCAGGAUCGCGAUUUGAGCACGGCCCUGGCGGUGUUGUACGCGCACAGACAGUCGAGCGAAGGACAACAUCAAUUACCGCAGCAACAAGGCUCGUCCACGUCUGCGCUGUCCGCCAUGACGCGUGCGGCGUCUUCCACGUCUUCCCUGCACGGCCGCGGACAGCUCGCGCAGUUUCUCGAUCAAGCCUCGACGAUCGUGAACAUAGACCGAAUUUUACUCACGCUGAACAACGACCCGACCAACACGUUCGACUGGGAAAGGUGUUUGCUGUUUCGCAAGCAGGGCCGCCACGCGGAGGCGUUGAAGAUCCUCUGCGGGGGUCGCCUCGGGGGUUUGCAGCAGGCGGAGCUCUACUGUCUCGGGGCGGUCGGGCUGACGUCAGACGCGGAGAAUAUUAGAAGUUCAUCGGGAAAUAACAGCUAUCAAAUGCAAAAUGUCUGGGGCUGGAAACUUGUGAUGCAAGACAGUCAAUAACAAAUGCACUGUAAUGUGCCGCCAAGCAAGACAAGUUUUUUCGUGCUUCUGUGCUACGUAUUUUGCAUGAGAAACUGUGUUUUUGCAUGAAAGGCGAGAGAGGCUGUUUGUGGCCACGCAAUACAGAUUUAAGGGCCUUGCCAGAUCAGCAUGACAAGUCUCACCAUCUUCCAGACCCAGACAUUUUUGCAGGUGAUAACAGCACUAGCUCCGCGAUUGAGACGCGGGACCUGGUCUUAAGCAACAGCAACACGUCCAGCAGCGAAAUCCUGCAGUCGUUCGAAAAACAGCCCCGGAGUAUCACGACGCAACUCUUGCCGCAAGCGAGCGCCGAAUUGCAGUUCGACACCGGAAAACGGCUGAACGAGGUCUUGAGUCGGGAGGCAAAGACAAGUCGCGCUUCCGACUCGGUAUUUCAGAUCUGUUUCGAGGUGCUGCUCGAGUCCGAGAACAAGGUGCCUUUCCCGAAGAUCCUGGCCUUCUGCAACCGAUACUACGAGUUUCUGGACGCGGAGCGGGUGAUCGACCAACUGCCAGACGAGGUACCCGUGAAUCUGUUGGAGGAAUUUCUGCGGAAAAGCGUGCUGCAGAUGAUGCACACGCAACGCCAGCAACAGGUGGAGGAGAAGCUCUCGGCGGCGGCGUACCAAAAAACGUACCGGGACUGGUACCAGACCCGCCAAGUCUGUGUCCACCUGACCAGCGAGCGGUGCUGCCCCAUUUGUCACCGCCGCGUGGGCGACAAGGCCUUUGCCGCCUCCUACAACGAUCUCAAAGUGUACCACAUUCACUGUCUGCAAGGAAAAAAAUCGCUUGACUGAGAAGUUCCAAAUUAAGUAUGAGCCGAAACGACUAGUGCG